Messenger RNA from Mytilinidion resinicola, 5268 nucleotides. RefSeq lists its product as uncharacterized. Gene Ontology annotation, molecular function: GTPase activity; GTP binding. Lineage: Eukaryota; Fungi; Ascomycota; Dothideomycetes; Mytilinidiales; Mytilinidiaceae. Gene Ontology annotation, cellular component: mitochondrial outer membrane. Gene Ontology annotation, biological process: mitochondrial fusion. Bases 1 to 5268 code for a protein of 1755 amino acids. The transcript has 4 exons. The record is from RefSeq and is a predicted model, not a curated record.
AUGAAGCCCGAGAACGAACACGAUGAAGGCGCGUCCGCCGCCGGUUCGUCAUCGAACCACCGCAUCGAAGCACCCCAGCCGGAGUCAUUUCUCCCUCGCCACGUUCCAGGACGUCCCAAUUACAUGACCGUCGGCACUGGCUCAACGCCUGAGGCAGCUGCGCGUCUGGUCUCGAUGCUUGACCAGGAUUCCGGAUACGGUGGGAGUCUGGACAAUGGCGAGAACAGCGCCCCCAGGUGGCACAGCGGCAUCUUAGAGGACCGACCGACACCCAGCCAUACACCUGUAUUGUCCGGUGAAAGCAAUCCUGCUUCGGAAAAUGAGAGACGCGUAGUUGCAAGCCAUGUGCUUCAACUCUACUACAACCAGAACAAAACCGCCCUCGGUCGAGCGAUCCAUGGCACCAUUGACACCCUGAAAAGGUUCCAGGAGAUGAACUUGAAGUGGCCAGCCCAUUAUCCCUCAGUUCAGGCGGAACAAUCACCGACUCAGUCCCGCAACGAUCCCCGCCCUGGACUACAACACACUCAGUCUACCCUGGACAACCACCAUAGCCCUAUACAGAGCCCGUCAAGGCCAACGGGACCAAGAAGAGCAGGGACGUCCCUUGGCGAGGAUUCAACAGUAGCUGAAUCUAGCUCGGCCGCGGCCCAUAAGCCCGCCCCUGAGCCCAGACUAGUCACUCCCCAGCUCGCUCAAGACUUUUCGGUCCUGAAGCUGGAGCUGAAGAUGGGCGGCCGGAACCAAUCGGAUCUCGUCCACUCCUUGGAAAAGGGCUCCAUUGCUUCGUUGCUUGAUGGCCAGAUACAACAGAGUAUUCGACAUCUCGGAUCCCUCAAGGAGAGAAUCGAGGACACCGCAAGCAAAGUACUUGUAACUGGAGAUCUCAACGCCGGAAAAUCGACGUUCUGUAAUGCUCUAUUGCGCCGUAAAGUUUUACCGGAGGACCAGCAACCAUGCACCAGCAUUUUUUGCGAGGUUCUUGAUUAUAGGGAGAACGGUGGCGUAGAAGAAGUUCACGCGGUUCCAAUCGGAUCCGUCUAUAACCGCCAUGACGAAAGCACGUACACUGUAUUCUCUAUCAAAGACCUCGAAAAAAUUGUCAUAGAUAACGAGCGCUUCUCCCAGUGCAAGAUAUACAUCAAGGACAUUCGCUCCGUUGAUGAAUCCUUGCUCAAUAAUGGAGUGGUCGACAUAGCCUUGAUCGAUGCGCCCGGCUUGAAUAAUGAUUCCUUGAAAACCACAGCAAUUUUUGCCAGGCAAGAGGAGAUCGACGUGGUAGUGUUUGUAGUAUCCGCUGCAAAUCACUUCACCCAGUCGGCCAAGGAGUUCAUCUUCAAUGCAGCCCGUGAAAAGGCCUACAUUUUCAUGGUGGUCAAUGGCUACGACAACAUCAAGGACAAGCAGAGAUGCCAAGAGAUGAUAUUAAAGCAAGUGGCACAUCUAAGCCCCGCAACCUUCAAGGAAUCGUCUGAACUGGUACACUUUGUCUCAAGCAACGCCAUUCCAGUCGCACCAGCAGGCGCUCCCGGUGGUGGUGGUGGACCAGGAGGAUCCGCGUCUGGCUCUUCUGGAGUGGCAGCUUUCUCCGACGAUCCAGACGGAGAUGAUGACGACGAGCCGAAGGGCAAACACGGCGAACCUGGUUCUCCAGGCGGCAAGGGCAAAGGCAAAGAGCGGGAAAAGCUACAAGACUUCGAAGAGUUAGAAUCGUCCCUACGCCGAUUCGUUUUGGAGAAGCGUGCUCGAUCGAAAUUGGCCCCUGCGAAGACUUACCUCCUGAACGUGUUGGGCGAUGUCAACAACCUCGCAUCGGUGAAUCGCGAGGUUGCACAAGCAGAGCUCGAGCGUGUGAAGACAGAGUUGGACGAGGUUAUGCCUGCAUAUGAACAAUCCAAGAAAGCGAGAACCGAGGCCGGAGAAGCCGUUGAUCACGAGGUUGAAGCGGCCACUUCCGAAGUCUACAGUCACACAAGGGAUACUGUAAACAGUUCAAUCGAGCGCGUAGCGGAGCAGGAUCUUGGGAUACCAUACCCGGGACUAUGGAGUGCUUACCAAUAUGCCGAAGAUAUCAGGAACGCCAUGCUCCAGGAGAUUACGUGGACAGUCCACCAAUGCGAAGAAUAUGCCCGUAACCGAGCUGUACAAGGUUUCAAUGGUAUUAAAAAUUUGGGAAUAUUGCAUCUCGGUAAUAAACUCUACGCGGACGUCAUGUUUUUGCCAGAGAGAAUGUACCGGAAGCCGAUGCAUGCAUUAGCCCGUCAAGUUGACGUUGAAGUUGAAGUGUGGGACUUCUUCGACGUUGCAAAUCUCUGGGAGAGACAGGAGAAAGUCGCCGGCACUGGUAUGGCCAUGACUGUUGCUGGAGUAAUAGGUGGGAGGAUGGUGGGUGGUGUUGGCUGGAUGGACGGGGCUGUUGGCGCUGCCAAGAUCCUGGGCUCCAACAACAUGCGUAGGCUGAUAAUACCCGGUCUCAUCGCUACCGUGGUUGUCGGUGUGUCUUACGCAUUGACGUCCAUUCCCCGAUCGUUACCUCGACGUCUAAGUACCAAGCUCUCUGCCCAACUAGCGGCACUUGAUUACACACAUGCCAAUGCCCUGCGUAUCAGCUCGGAAGUCCGCAGAGCACUUAAAGGACCUGCCAAUGAUCUCCGUAUUGGUCUCCAACGCAACGUGGAGAAAUUGCAAGUCAAGAAGGAAGAGACCAGCAAGUCAAGAGCAGAGGCAGAAGUAGCCCGGAAAUACUUCUCGAACCUUGUUCGCGAGAGUAAUGACAUUCGGCAUGGUGUGCAACGAAUGGCCCAGCGAGAUCCACGGCCCCUGGUACUCCUAAUAAUCUUGUUCCUGAUUCUCAACACCCCCGAACCGCAACAGCAAGGCCUCCCCUACCAAUCGCGCUACGAGAACGUUCUCACUCGAGAGAGAGAUGCGCUCGAUGUCCUCAAUACUACCCGCUAUGAUGACUUCGAUGGCGUUUCUCAACACUGGCUGAACUUAACUGGGCUCAGGGAAGAUGAUGGACUGGCCUGGGAGCUGCUAUCCCCAGUGAAGCAGCGAGCCAGGGCGCAGACCACAUAUCUACUGGGAGAGGGAGCGGAGAAGUAUCUAGAUGGCUCUGUGGAAGGCGAUGAAUACCCUGCCCUAUAUAAGAACGUCACCGGAUACGUGCAGGGAGAAUGGGUUAGGUCCCAAGUCGGUCGAGGAGUCCGGGCACCUCGCCUCAACCUGUCAGCUAUCGCACCGGACCAAAUAUUCCCACUAUGGGACUUCGACAGAAACCUCACCGGAACCAGUGGAGAUGUACGGUUCCAUUUCAGCGAACUAGACUACAGCCGAGAUACGGCAGAGAACGACACUGUAUCCUCGAUCAUUGCUCGGAUGGUCAUCGGCGAGGACAGUUCUAUGGGCAACUGGUGGGAAGUCAAGCUGCACGGCGUACAUUUUGUCGAGUCCGGGGGCAUUCUUCUCAGCACGACGAGUGAAAAGUUCGCGGGUAUAUUUGCCCUUCCUCAUUUCGCGAUAUCAGAAAACCAGUACCACAAGACUCAGACCCUCUUGAACCGUACUAUCCAGGAGGUGAUUAGCAGACAAGAGUCUCAACCAUUUCCGAUAUGGAACCCGUGGAACUCCGCCACAGAGCCUAGUGAGACAAUGUUUCCACCGGCACAUUGCGAAUAUGUGGUCUACUUACAGCAACAUCCGGUUGCUUUCCGAACUCCCUUCAAGCAAUACCCUACCAGCAAUCCCUACUAUCUGCAUAACAUUGAAGAUGAGAUCCGUUUCCCGACUGGAUCGCCUCUUCCUGGUGCUUCGCCGCUUUCCAUGUCAAUGAUGGCAUUCUCACCUGACUGUGGGUUUGUAAUUGAAUCCAAAGGGCCUCCGGACUACGCUCGUACGGAGGCCUUGCAUCUUAGAGGAGCCAAGGUGGAGAUAUUCAUGGAAGUGGCGAGACGCAGCACGCUUGUGUUUGUGUUGACAUUGGCCGCACAGCUGAUGUUCCUUGUGAAGCAAAUGAAGGAAACCUCGACGCCAUCCACACGCAAUCGUGUGAGCUUCUACUCAGUCGCUAUGAUGGCUUUGGGCGAUGGGUUCUGGUUUUUGACCCUCGUCUUUGUGCACGUCUUCCUCGAUGAGCCACUACUUGUGCUCUACGCGACAGCCUUUAUGGCGCUAUUCUCAGUUGUGUUCGAGCUGAGAUUCUUGAUGGACAUUUGGACCAUUCAAGCUACAGAGCGUCGACGGCAACAAAGACAGGAUGCAUCCACGAGCUCCGCUACUCCAGAUCCUCGCGCAUCCUCCAGUCCAAGUGGUCCCCAAAGUAAUCAGCCCGUGGUUCCAGUAGUUUCUGCCGCCGGUGUUGAUACUUUACCGUUGCCCGUCACUGCGAAUCGCCCCGUGGUGGAUACUGGGGCAACGCCAAUUAUCAUUCCGUCGGAUCAAGACCUAGAUGCCGCUACGGAGAAUACUACAACUGCCACUGCAACGCCAGGGAAUGUUGAGCCAGUGCCUACUAGAGCUGAACUUGGCACACUGUAUACACGAUACUGCCUCUUACUCAUAGUAUUCUUCUUCGUCACUCUCCACGCAGGGUCCUGGCCCGUCGCAGCUCGAUCUGUCUAUUGCAACAUCGUGUCUUUUAUCUACCUAUCCUUCUGGUGCCCUCAGAUUUACAGGAACGUCAUGCGCAAUUGCCGAAAGGCUUUACGAUGGGACUACGUGCUUGGUCAAAGCAUGGCGCGACUGGUUCCUUUAUCCUACCUUUAUGCCGUUUCCAGUAACAUCAUCUUCUCUCAGAACGACCUCCAAGCGUUGAUGGUCCUCGUUGGAUGGGUGGGCCUACAAGUCUUCGCCCUCCUCAGCCAAGAGAUCCUCGGCCCACGCUUCUUCGUCAAAGAAGGCUGGGCACCGCCAGCAUACGAUUACCAUCCCGUGCUACGGGAAGACGAGGAGGGCGCCAUGAUGCCAAUCGGCUCCACCCAGGUCUCCGAAGACGAGCCAGGCUCCUCGACGAAGCCGGGCGAGGCGAUGGACAAGGACAAGGGGAAGAAGAUAUUCGAUUGCACGAUUUGCACGCAGGACAUCGAGGUUUCGAUCAUUCCGAGCGGUGGGUCUGUGGAGAGUAAUGCGGGCAUUGGCGGGAAUAUUCUUGCGAGGAGGGCGUACAUGGUCACGCCUUGUCGGCAUAUCUUCCAUACACCGUGUUUGGAGGGUUGGAUGAGGUAUCGGUUGCAGUGCCCGAAUUGCCGUGAGAUUCUCCCGCCCUUGUGA